AUGGACUACAUCAUUAACAGACUACAUUGUGCCACAGAGAAGAAAGUGGUCUUUUCAGAGUCCCUGGAAGAUUGUCCUCUGGAUGAAGAUGACGAUGCCUUUCAGGCUCUGGGGGAGGAAGAUGAAGAUAUUGAUCAGUUCAAUGAUGACACAUUUGGAGCAGGUGCAGUUGAUGAUGACUGGCAGGAAGCACAUGAACGCCUGGCUGAAUUGGAAGAGAAGCCAGUGGUGGCUGUUGAACAGACAGGCAAUGGAAGCACUGAUGAGAUGGACCUGCUGGGAGACCAUGAAGAAAACCUGGCAGAAAGACUCAGUAAAAUGGUGAUUGACAAUGAACUGGAGGACCCAGCUAUCAUGAAGGCAGUGCAGACCAGGCCUGUUGUGCAGCCCGGAGGUCUCAAUUCCAGCAUUUGGGAUGGCCCUGCAGUUCUGAGACGAAUACGAGGACCACUGCUUGCUCAGGAAAUGCCCACAGUAUCUGUGUUAGAAUAUGCCUUGCCUCAGAGACCCCCACAGGGUCCAGAAGAGGAACGGGACCUUUCUGAGCGGGCGUUACCAAGACGUUCCACAUCUCCUGUCAUUGGGAGCCCCCCUGUCAGAGCAGUCCCAAUAGGCACUCCACCUAAGCAGAUGGCUGUACCCAGCUUUAACCAGCAGAUUCUUUGUCCGAAACCCGUUCAUGUUCGUGCCCCAAUGCAACAGCGAUAUCCUGCUCCCUAUGGCGAGAGGAUGUCUCCAAACCAGCUCUGCGGUGUUGCGAACUCUUCUCUUUUGGGCCACCCAUUCCCUCCCAGUGUCACACCUGUUCUCAGCCCCAUUCAGAGAGCACAGCUUCUAGGAGGAGCACAGCCUGGACGGAUGUCUCCUAGCCAAUUUGCUCGUCUCUCUGGAUUUGUGAGCAGUCCCCUUGCUUCCAUGAAUCCCAAGUUGCUUCAAGGACGGGUUGGGCAGAUGAUUCCCCCAGCUCCCGGCUUCCGUGCCUUCUUUGGCGCACCUCCACCAGCUACACCACCCCCAGCCCAACAGCAUCCCUCCUGCCCAGGACCUCAUCUACAAAACCUAAGACCUCAGUCCCAGAUGUUUAGACCAGACACGACUCAUCUUCACCCACAGCACCGUCGACUCUUACAUCAGAGACAGCAACAGAAUAGAAAUCAACAUCGAAGUAUAAAUGGUGCAGCUGGAGAUCGAGGUCACCGGAGCAAUCAUCAGGAACAGCUACGAAAGGACCCAUAUGCCAACCUUAUGUUACAACGAGAAAAGGAUUGGGUUUCAAAGAUCCAGAUGAUGCAAUUACAAAGCACUGAUCCCUACCUAGAUGAUUUUUAUUACCAGAAUUACUUUGAGAAACUGGAGAAACUCUCAGCAGCUGAGGAAAUACAUGGAGAUGGCCCCAAGAAAGAACGUACCAAGCUGAUCACUCCCCAAGUGGCAAAGCUGGAGCAUGCCUACAAGCCAGUGCAAUUUGAGGGCUCUUUGGGAAAGCUUACUGUCUCUAGUGUGAAUAAUCCUCGGAAAAUGAUUGAUGCUGUGGUAACAUCCCGGAGCGAAGAUGAUGAGACCAAAGAGAAACAAGUUCGGGACAAGAGACGAAAGACUCUCGUUACAAUUGAGAAAACAUACAGUCUGCUCCUGGAUGUGGAGGAUUACGAGAGGCGCUAUCUUCUGAGCCUGGAAGAGGAGCGGCAAGCACUGAUUGAGGAGAGAAAGCAGAAGAUUAGUGACAUGUACGAUAACCUGAGGGGGAAAUUGCCUGGGCAAGAGAGACCAAGUGAUGACCACUUUACACAGAUCAUGUGUAUCCGUAAAGGGAAGAGAAUGGUUGCCCGAAUUCUUCCUUUCUUGUCCAAAGAGCAGGCAGCUGACAUCCUCAUGGCAACAGCCAGGAACCUGCCCUUUCUGAUCAAGAAGGAUGCCCAAGAUGAGGUUUUACCUUGCUUAUUGAAUCCCUUCUCCCUUCUCCUUUAUCAUCUUCCAUCAAUGACUGUCACCAGCCUUCUGCAACAGCUAAUGAACCUACCUCAAAGUGCAGCUGCACCAGCACCCGCCAACCCACACCUCACUGCUGUGCUCCAGAACAAGUUUGGCCUGUCACUGCUCUACCUGGUCCUGAGCCGUGGAGAAGAGCUGCAGAGUUCAGACUCAUCUACAGAGUUAAUGCAGGACAACCAGUGGACAGAGUUGAUGUUCAUGGCCACGAGAGAGCUCCUGCGGAUUCCCCAAGCAACGCUGGCUAAACCCGUCUCCACACCUACAAACCUAACAUCCCUUUUUUCUCGUUAUGUUGACCGACAGAAACUGAACCUGCUUGAGACAAAAUUGCAGUUGGUUCAGGGGAUACGGUAAAAGAGCUCUGGACGCCCCUGUGUCUCCAGGUGGCCCACCAUCUGCACUGCUGCCAUCACCAUUGGAGUGUUUUCAGUCGGGGACGGAAGGUGGCUCCUUCCCCAAAGCAAAGCCUUGUGGGAUUGUUUCUCAUUGAUAACUGGUAUUUGGAGACAGCCCUGCUCUCCUGCCUCCUCCUCACCGCUCGGGAAACUUGGCUGGCUCUGACUUUUGCUGGUUUCUUCUCCUUGCUACUAGGUCACAAUUCUGCAUGUCCUGCCCUGCCCUGCCCCCAAUUCUUUUUAACUUCACAGGGAUUUUUUGGCUACAGUCACAGAUGUAAUCUCUUUAAUCUGACAUUUUCCCAUCAUUCAUGCUGAGAGUAAAUUAUAUCCCACCAAAAAUAUUCCUCCCCCUGCCCUGUUUGAUGCUUUGCCCUUAUUAACAUAACAAGACUCUAGGAGGGGACAUUAGAUAGAAGUCCUGAUAUUUGUCUCGCCUCCAGAGUCCCAAAGGCGUGAUGUGAUGGCUUGGAAGAAAAUCUUUGGUUGGGCUCUUGACCCUAGUCUGUCUAACCAGCAGCCGGCUGGCGCAUGGGGAGUGUGGCUACUCCAUCCCGAAAUCUAACUGGCCGAUCGCCCUUCAUGCUAGCUGAUACUGUACGGGCAUCCGACCCAGAGAUGAGUCAUCGAGCAAUGCCCUGUCUUUAGGUGCCCAACUCUGCUCAGAAGUCCUCCUUCGUCUCCCCCCUUCUCCGUCUGCUCCUCGGUCGUGUAUUCGCUGUGCAAACAGCACGCCUUUAGUUCUUCUCAUCCUCCCUGAAACCAUAAGAGAAAUGAGUGGAUGCUUUCUAGCCCCUUCCUUGAGAGACUGCUGCCCAGGAUGACCGACUCCCUCCCGUAGUCUGCAUUAGCAGUGUAGGGUCCUAACGGCACCUCUUUGCACCUUUACCUACCCUGUCUUCCUGGGUAUGCUUUAGAAAGCUCACCUGUGGCUUUUCUCGAACCCUUUUUCAUUCAGUCCUUAAUGGGUAAAGGCCCUACACUGCAACCAUGGAUUCUGAGUUUGACAUGGUCCUCCCUUCUCUCCCCUCCCUCCUGCCUCCAGGUAGAACUGCUGUCCCUGCUUCGUUUCACUCAAGUCCCGUUUCCCAGAUAACUAUGGGGCCUGGAUUUGAAGCCCAGCUGGAACAGCCCCUUCAUUGCCCCCAUUUCCUUAACAAAAUUCACCAGGGGGCCUGGGUUUUAUCCCCAGCGGGCACAGCCCCCCGGACAAUUUAAUCUGAUGAAUUUUCCUAAACAUCCAAUACUGUUUCCCAUUGUUCGCACCUUUGGAAUGUGGAGAGGAGAGGUUCUUUAAUUUAAGAUGAACAUUUUGCACAUGUAUGUAUUGUACAACCAGUGAAAUCCUCCGUUAGAAGCAGCCUCUCUUCCAUCGCUCUUGGUUCACAUGUCUCCCCUCAUCCAGCCCCCACUUCUUUACGAACCAUUCCUUCCCUCACUAACAUCCAGCUUUCCCCAACCAUCACUUAUGGAACAUUUCUGCCCAUGCGCCUUCCUUCCCCCCUCACUGCUGAUCAAGUGGACAUUUCAUUCUUUUUUUCCUUCCUGCGCUUUUACUUUUUUUGUUUG
Molecule: messenger RNA, 3956 nt
Organism: Gracilinanus agilis (Agile Gracile Mouse Opossum)
Lineage: Eukaryota; Metazoa; Chordata; Mammalia; Didelphimorphia; Didelphidae
Gene: PATL1
Product: PAT1 homolog 1, processing body mRNA decay factor
Exons: 19
Coding region: 1-2346 (781 amino acids)
Biological process (GO): P-body assembly; deadenylation-dependent decapping of nuclear-transcribed mRNA
Cellular component (GO): P-body
Molecular function (GO): RNA binding
Source: RefSeq, a predicted model, not a curated record